Messenger RNA from Penicillium psychrosexuale, 777 nucleotides. RefSeq lists its product as uncharacterized. The transcript has 2 exons. Lineage: Eukaryota; Fungi; Ascomycota; Eurotiomycetes; Eurotiales; Aspergillaceae. Bases 1 to 777 code for a protein of 258 amino acids. The record is from RefSeq and is a predicted model, not a curated record.
AUGUCUGAUGACUCGGACUCCCCAGAAGUCGAGCACUCAGACGUCGAGUGCUUCGAGGCGCUGCCCGACGACACAGUCGAAGCCACCGGGUCGACGGAGAGUGCCAUCCGGAAGAUUAUUAGAGAAAACCAAGAAACAACCGACGUGGUGAAAUAUAUAUGUUUCACAAACGUCCUACCAACUAUUGCGGACAAUUUUUCUUUGCGCAGUACUCGGCAGAUGUUUAAUCGCCGCACUCGAUAUAUGAUCAUCAAGCUCUUUAUUGGGGCCCAUGAAACAGCUUCAUGCGGCCUGGGUGGUGCAGUGCAAUAUGAGAUAUACAAUAUGGGGCUGGGCAAGUCGAUUCGCCCGUUAGGGUCCAAAACCAUCCAAGAAAGGAGGCCGACCGUUAUGGUCGAAGUGGGAGUAUCGGAGUCAUAUCGAAAGCUGCGAGCAGAUGCAGAAUGGUGGCUCAUAAACUCGAGGGGCGAUGUGAAGCUUGUAAUUAUCGUGUCCAUUAGUCGAAAGACCCCCAACAUCAAGUUUGAGGCUGUUACUUUGGACCCGACUGUCAACUCCUUGCGACUGCAGUGGCCCAAGAUACGGCGGACCAUUACGGCAUCCCGCGACGCAAACAAACCCUACUCACAGAUUACCAUCAGGCCAGCAGUACCUUUGAUCAUCGGGUUUGAAGAAUUGCUUUGUCGUCAACCAGUCCCGCCUGAACACGACAUUGAACUAUCACCUGAUCGGUUGGGAGGGAUCUCAACACACGUGUGGGGGGAGCAAGGAUUCUAG